Molecule: messenger RNA, 2337 nt
Organism: Trichoplusia ni (cabbage looper)
Lineage: Eukaryota; Metazoa; Arthropoda; Insecta; Lepidoptera; Noctuidae
Exons: 3
Coding region: 845-1252 (135 amino acids)
Source: RefSeq, a predicted model, not a curated record
AGAUACAAUUUACGUGAUUGCCAAGCUCAUUAUAUUUGCCAAGCAUCUUGGUUUGGCAAUAUAUCUCAAGGGCCAUUAUUAGGAUUGUGUAGCGGUAGACCCACGUUGGAUACUUGCUUCAUUAUUUAUAUGAAUCUUAAGUGAUAUAUUAUUAUGUUCUAUGUGUAUCUUAUGCUUAGGUAUACGAGAAUAAAAAAAAAUUGGUGCUUGUAGAAGUGUAUGUUGAGUGUACCUUUUUGCAUUUGAUCCUUCCAAUUGUCGAAAAAGGUAGGUUAAUAAUCUCACGUAGCUUAUCCUGGACGAAAAGGAAGACGAUUACCGCUAGUCAAACCUUACCUAUUUUACCAUUAUAGGGUAUUCAGAUAUUAAAUACGUCGCGACUCUCAGGGUUCAGUACCGAUCAAAAAACAACAAAUAAAAGGACAAUAAAGAAGUCUCAAAUCAAGACCUAACGCGCUGCCGGCACUAGAAAAGCAAUCCUGAGAAAACCAUAAUAAAAAAAAAAAACUUUCUUGCAAUGUAUUUAUAAGACAGUGGGCUACAAAAACAAAAUAUAAUACAAACAAUUUUUCCACAUCAAUUAACCCCUUUUUACAAUGACCCUAUCACGCUACUAUUUGUGAAUGGACAUGAAUUUAAUGAAUCAAUUAAUUAAGUCAAUGCUUCAUUGGCUACACGAAGGCUGCGUUUUCUAAUAUAAUUUUAUGCCAUUUAAGAUAGUUUCUUGAAAUGUUUUUGCGUAAAAAAUUGCCAUUCGUGUCCAAACCGUCGCGUACACUACUUGUGGCAAAACAUCAUUUUAUCAACAUUUUCUCUGCACUUAAUAUUUGAAUUACAUUUCAUAAUGGCCGUUUCGAAGUGUUUCCUUGUUACUUUUUUCGUGAUGUUCGUCGUUGGUGAAUCAUUAGGCAGAGCGACCUACCGCUCCCGAAACCGCCGUGAGCUGAGCCUAUCAGACGCUACAGAGCCUUUCGACGUAACUGAAGUUGAGAAGUACAUCGUCGGCGAGUUUGGAGCCCGAUCCUGUAUCUUCGAGCGUGUAUGUGCACACUACGCAACAAGAGCACAAGCGCAGCCGCGCCAGCAGCUGGACUGGCCUGAUGUUUUUAGCCAAUACAAGCGGUCGCCGGACCAAGCCAAAGAGUUCUACCUACUUAGUGUGUUUCUAGGCGACAUAGUUGGCUCACCACAGCUAUGCCUUCAACUAGGAAAGCGGAGGAGUUGUGACAACAUGGAGUUUGGUAUUGCGUAAGGAUAUGUUAGAACUCUAUACACAAAUGCAACUUGUUUCAGACCAAGUUAAAAUUAAGUAUAGUGUAGUUCGUUUGAGUGUUUUAAUUGUAGAUAGUAAUAUUUUAAAAUAGGUAGUUUGAUCACCUCAAAAAAAAAGUGUUCCCGAAAAAAGAUACAGGAACCGAAAUAAAUUUAUUCUCUUUCUUUUCAUAAUUCCAGUAUUUUUAUUAUAAUGAUACUAUUUUAUCGUUCUUAACAAAAUCUUUAGAUACGUGGCUUGUAAAGUAGAUACUUUAGUUAUCAAUUUAAACAAUACUUAAUACUUAUAUAGAGACGAAAAAAAUCUUAAGAUAGUCCCAUUCUUGGCAUUCAUAAAACGUCCCAUUCAAUUUCAAUUUUAAUCGAAAAAGCGUUUUAUAGAACGAUUUGCGAUUCUUUCUUUUCCAGCUAUGAUUAAAUUCAAUAUUACAGGGUUUGACUGAAUUAAAUUCUUUUACGCGACAUGCAAUCCAUAACUUAUUACUUAGUAUUGUUAAAGUGAGACAGCGUACUACAGAACGUAGAGCACUGUCUCUUUUCAACAUAAUAAACAGUGUAACUCUAAAAAGUGUUGUUCGAUCCAUAAAACAUUAUGAGAGACCAAAGUAGUAUAUAUUUUUAUGUAGAAUUUGUAGUUUUUUAAUGUAGUUAAAAUAUCUAUAAAUGUAGUUCUUGGAUUUUGAAUUAUUCUUGUCGGGAAUAUGUGUAAUGAAUUUGAAUAGGCGUUGUUUUUACUAUUUCUAAGUUCUAAAGAUAUUAUUUAUGUAUUUAGUUGUGCCUUUAACAUACCAGUUUCCUUAUAAAUUGCACUCAUAAGUUAUAGUUGUAAAGCAAGUGUUUUCUACGAGAUUUUCAUUUACUUGCUUGUAGCGAUGCUAUAAAUUCUUUAAGCAAUAUUAAAUUCUUGUUUUCUUUUUCUGGUAUAUUAACUUUUAUGAUGAUGCACAUUUUAAAACUUAGAGGGUAUUACAUAGUCCUCUAAGAUGUUUUUACAACGUAAUACUUAAGCAUUAAUACGUUUUUUUACUAAGCUUUUAAUCUAUAUAAUAUAUUUUCUAAAGUACU